Rhopilema esculentum is the source of this 4691-nucleotide messenger RNA. RefSeq names its product inhibitor of nuclear factor kappa-B kinase subunit alpha. Lineage: Eukaryota; Metazoa; Cnidaria; Scyphozoa; Rhizostomeae; Rhizostomatidae. Gene Ontology annotation, molecular function: IkappaB kinase activity; ATP binding. The record is from RefSeq and is a predicted model, not a curated record. Gene Ontology annotation, biological process: peptidyl-serine phosphorylation; tumor necrosis factor-mediated signaling pathway; positive regulation of transcription by RNA polymerase II. Gene Ontology annotation, cellular component: IkappaB kinase complex; cytoplasm.
UGGUUGCCUGUUUUGUGUCAUUCCCUUGAAAAUUUUCAUUUUGUGCUUUUCAUUAAAUCUUCACAAAAAUGCCUCUCAAUAGACAAUUUCAGAUUUUGAAUUUUGAUAUCGUUCUGUCCAUAUUCCUAAGAAAUUUCAGACGGGAAGUAAACUUCAAUUUUUCUGCAAAUAUUGUGAAGAAAUUACGUCAUUUUCUAUUUUUGAUUAGAAUACGGGAAGUGUAAUCUGGGCACUAGUUUCCUAACUGGAAUUAUGGUAAUUUGAAAUGGCGGAUUGUUUGUUGUAUCAUUUUUGCGAAUUUUGGAAUUUUCGGUGAUGAUGUCACACCAGUCUUUGUAAUUUAGUUUUGGCUUUGAUUCAGACCUACCACGUGAAUGGGCUAUUGAUGCUGACAGACUAAAGUUGUAGUGUAAGUCGAAUUACACUGUAGGCCCUCUGCUGCCCAUACACGAGGCCACAAAUCUCGUCGGGAAAAGUGUUUUAAUAUCAGUCAUUUUGAGCUCGAUGCAGGGCUCGAUGGCAUUUGGAAAGCAGGGAGUAAAUCAAUAAACAGAUCCAUAGCAAUUGUGAUUUUAUGUUGAAUUCUAGAGAUUGCAGCACUGCACGUGCAAGAUCUUUUUCCAGUGUCGGAUUGCUGUGGUGGCCUAAGGCCGGCUACAUCUGUGGACUGCAAAUAUUUAUAAUGUUCUAGAUCAGGAGUGGGCAAUCGAGACUGGGUCAGAUCCUUCAAUCAUUUCUUUAAGCAGGCUAAAGAUCACUCUACAAGAUGAGCAAUACUAGUGAUGCUUCUGAAGAGUGGAUGAAAAAGACUACUCUUGGAAGAGGGACAUUUGGUCAUGUAACAUUAUGGGAACAUAAAGUAACUCAUGAAGUGCUAGCAAUUAAAGAGUGCAGUGUCCAGCUAGAUCCAAAGAAUAGCCAAAGAUGGAGGAAAGAAAUUGAUAUGCUUUCAGAAAAAAAACAUCCAAAUUUAGUUGGUUUCAGAGAAAUUCCUCCAUCUUUGUCCAGACUACUGAAGACUACAGAACCAUGCUUGGGAAUGGAACACUGUGAAGGAGGGGAUCUUAGAAAGGUCCUUAGUCGUCCUGCCAACUUCACUGGGCUUAGUGAGUUUGCUGUUUUAAAUAUCCUAAGAGAUGUUUCCAACGCGGUCCAAUUCCUGCAUUCACACAAAAUAAUCCACAGAGACCUGAAACCUGAGAAUAUUCUAAUAAGUUUCAUUGGGAUAAAGAUUGUUUACAAGAUUACAGAUCUUGGUUAUGCAAAAGAUUUGAAUCAAAACAGCGUCGCAGAUUCGUUUGUAGGAACAAUGAAAUACGUGGCACCUGAAGUUUUUACGUCAAAACCGCCAGAAGGAUACACAUUUACUGCAGACUUUUGGAGUUUGGGGAAUGUUUUGUUUGAGUGUAUAACAGGAUACAGACCUUUUGAUUUUGAAAUGAGUUUUGUCACAUGGCGUGAAAAAGUUGCAAUGAAAAGUUCAAACGACAUUUGUGGCACAGAAGAAUCAGGUGAAGUGCAAUUUCAUUCAAAGAUUCCACGGCCCUAUAAAUUAUCAAGCCCUCUGAUUCCAUUAUUUGAAGAAUGGCUACGGCUAGUUAUGGAAUGGGACCCAAAGACCCGGGGUGGCCAAAAGGAUGAUAAUGGUAUUCGAAUGUGCUACCACGUGGCAAAGAAAAUCCAAAACACAAAGAUUCUUCAUGUUUUUUCUGUAAAUAGAUGCCAGCUUUUUUCAUUCAAAAUGGAAGAAAGCGACACGGUUGGUGAUUUGGAAGACAAGCUAAAUAUUGAAUUUUGUAUGGAUCCUGAGGAAACUACAUUACUUCUUGCUGACGGAAAGAUCUUGCAUUCUGAUGGAUUAUUAUUAGAGUGUUACAAUCAGCCCGGCGACAGUGAAUGGUUGGUCUACGCUGUCAACAUACCCCAAGUCUUGCAAGCCAAAAACAGUCGCUCUAAAUCGCUGCUUGGCAAUCGUCAUGGUUAUCAGCAACUACCUAAAGAAGUCAGACUUCUCGUUGAACAGCCUGAUACGCCGAAGUCGCCUACAGAGUUCAAAAGACUUUGGGGACACGCGUUGUAUUUUAUUAGUGAACUUGCAAAGAGCUAUCGACGGCUGCUACAGGCCCAACGAGCAGUCAUGAUUACGCUGAUGAGCUGCAAUUCCAACUUGAUGCUCCUCAAGGACGAGAUGACUGCUGAGGCAUACAAACUUCAUGCAAAUUUAGAAAUGUUUAUACAGAGCUGUGAACAUGACUUGAAGUUAUUUUACGAAAUUGGGUUUAACCGAAAUUCAUCCAACAAGUAUUACUCGGAAGAGCUGAAGAAAAUGAUUGACAUAGCAAAAGCGUACCAAGAGGAUAUUGCUCAAGACAUCAGUUCACGGAUAACCAGUGCACAGAGGGAGCUCAUCAGCCUGAAGAACAACUCUCUCAUCGCGAACCAAGACACAAAGCUUGACAAAAUAUCAAAAUUGGCCGAAAGCCACCUGGACCAACUUCUGAAAUACGAUCAUUCCGUACAAGAAAAGAUGCAUAGCGAAUAUUUGGCUAAUUUGGUUCAUCAAAUCCCGACUAUAUGGGAUCCACUGGAAUCAAGUUUUUAUGAACAACUAAGGAAAGUACUCAGUUGUAAACAAAACAUGGAAAAACUGGUUCCAGAGUUGAAAAGUGUUAUAGAUACACUACGAGGACAUAGGGAGAAGCUCAACAAGAUGAUGAAACAAAAACAAGAUUUAACUUGGAAGACUUUAAUCAGCCCUGCGGAAAAUACAUCUCCGUAUUCUUCUGGUUUUGAUUCUGUCACCAACGCCCUUACCUCGAUCAUCGAGGAUACCCAAAAAGAAUCGGUAGAUCCGGUAUCGCUAAUAGCGGAAAACGAAGGUGAACUCGAGAGACUUGGCGAGUUGCUUAAAGACUUUAAACAAGCCACACAUACGAAAAAAGAGAAUGAAAAAUGAAGUUGAGAAAGUUGAAACAAAGCAAGGUAGACGUUGGUAGGAAGCCUUGUCCACUCUAGCAAGACGGAAGCUUCACUCAAGAAAAGAGAAUGAUUUACGAAUAAAUGAGAUCCCGAAAUUGAGGCAGGUUGCUAAUGAUUCGCCGCGAAGCAGCACACUGCUCCUAGAAAAGAUGAACGGAAAGGGAAGUGCUUCCUUCAAAAUAUGGAUAUUGCUAAAUUGAAAUUUUACUAAUUGGAGAUCGAAUAUUGUAAUUUUGGCUCAUAACAUAGCUUGCAUGAAAUGCUCAUUGCUUGUGAUACCUGGCAGAUACCAGUAAAAUAUAAACCUGGUUGCUAUGAAUACGUAGUGGCGUAGUAGUUUUCAGUCUUGGUUGCUCAUUAAAUUUCAGAUCGAAUCUAGAAGGACACAUGAUAAAGGUAAUGGAGAUCUUUCUUGUACAUACUGUACGUCGUUUUGCUGAACCAGGACUCGAAAAUUCGUGCUACACAACUUUGAAUAAUUUCCUGAUCGAGGCUGGUUAUUGAAAUCGUGUAUUCGAGGCAGGUAUCCCUAAAUAUCCCCAAUUUUAUUAUUCGAUUUUUAUUUUCGUUAAUUUGAUUUGCAUUUUAAGGCAUUUUUGUUAUUUUAAAUUGUAGCAAAUCUUACCAUGUAAGUAGAUUGUGAUGUCGUUGUGGAUAUUGUUUAAAGUCUUAUUUGAUAAAUUCAAUAAUGUUUUGUUUAACGCUCGAGGCUUUUUUAUGUAACUGUGAAUAGUUACAUUGAGUUUUAUAAAGCGCAAAUAUUUUCUCUAUGCAUGCGUAUCUUGGAUCAUCUGGUAAACAGUGACAAUAAAAUAGUGGAACAUGCCAUCUGACGAAGACCAUGACGGGCUCGAGGCCGCUCCGAUUAACCUAUAGCGAGGCCAAGCACGAAAUCGAUAAGAGAUGUACACACCCCAGUGUAGGCCUCUAAAGAGAAAUAAAGCCUUUAUUGUCAAGUUAAUCAGUUGGUUUUGGCCUUUUUCAUAGUUUAUCAAGCAAAGGUUGCCCUUGUGCAGUAACCUCAUUUUUAGUAAGGCGUUGGCCCCAAGUUGAGAGAGCUUCGUUAGAUAAAUACCGAAUUUAUACAAUGAUAACAGAGGAUGUACUGAGUAAGUUCAUCCACUUCGGAAAAUUUCCAAAACUGUCCCUUGAGAUACAAAUGGGCCUUUUGAAAUGACUUAAGCAUUUUUGAUUUUAGCAUUUUUGUACAAUCCUUUCUUUAGAUUUACUCAACAAGGUUUUACCUAAACUCCCUUGACAUAGCCAACUUGAUGUGGCAUUCAUUAAAAGGAGGGGUUUAUUAAAAAUUUGAAGGUUGAUGUUCUUCGAAUAUUUCAAAAUGCGUGAUUUCUGGGGCUGGAGAUUUAUCUUCCAAUUUCAAAACUCCGAAUGUUAAAAGAUUAUGUUUUGUUCUUCCCAACUCAAUUUCGGGUUAUAUUCUAAAGCCAGAAGCUUUGAGAGACAGUAACACAAAACCCUAAAAUGUAUGAAAAUUCUUAUUUUCAAUAUGUUAAAUAAGUUACAGAUUUCCUGUAGACGUGAAUAGGCUAGAUACAUCUAGAAAGGUCGUUAAAAGAAAUUAGAAAACUCCAAAACAAGACGUAUUAUUGUGUUAAGGGGGGCUUUUUGACGUUUCAAUUCGCAUUCCGAAGACCAACUGAGGUCUUUUCAUCCAAAUACUUUAUUGGAAUUUUAUUUAUUUGGAAUUUUAU